UCCUCCCCCCUGGAACUGUUCUCUCUCUCCCCCUCCUUCCCUCCCAUCCGAUUCUCAAUCCAGCGGCCGGCCGGCCGUCCGUCGCACCUCCCCUCCCGCAGCCGUUUUCCAUCUCCGCUCGUCCCCUCGCAGGUCGCAGCCGCUCAGACUACGCACAGGUGCCAAAUCCCCCAAAUCAGGAACAGCGAGCCGCCGCCGAUGCGCAGAUGCAGGCAGCAGGUGACCUCGGGGGACCUGUUCCCGCAACCAAUUUCGAACAAGUUGUGAUGAUGACCUAUCCGGACCGGGCCGUAGAGCCGAGCCACCCAGGAGCAGCAGGGCUGCGCGUGGAAAAGGAACACGUCGGCGAACAAGCAAACCCCGAAGGAGGUCUGCAGCCGAUUGGUCAAAUUAAUCAGGAAAAUGCAUCAAAUGGCAUUGGCACAACUGUGCAAGGACUGUUGGCAGAUAUGUUGCAUAAACAAACCAACUCGGCGGACCCUGCAGUGCAGAGCGCUGAAGGACAAGACCAAUUACUUGGUGUUACAGAAGGGCAUGAUUUGUCUAGCAAUGAUACAAGCAGUGGAAGCGAUUCAGGUAGCAGCUCUGGGAGUGAGUUAGAUACUGAACUAGGAAAAUGUUUUUACCCUAGUAUCGAGGCAUUGGAGAAUUCAAGACCACCGGAAGUUGGAAUGAAAUUUCCUACCCUUGAAGAUGCAGAACGUUUCUAUAGCACACAUGCUCUGCUAACUGGUUUUGCAGCAAGGAGGGGAACUAAUUACAAGAGAAAGAAGUUUCACCUACUAUGCAACAGAAGUGGUAAAUUAAAACCAGCUCAGGACCUGCAGAGGAAGAGGAAGGUUAAUGUUUUGGGCUCACAGUGCCAAGCAAAGGUGAUAGUGAAGCUCCAUAACGAGCAAUGGGAGUUCACAGGAGUUAAGCACGAGCACAAUCAUCCAUUAUGUCCAUCCCCAUCGCUCACGAGUUUCUUUUUGGAUCACAAAUACUUGUCAAGUGAAGAGAAGUUAUUUCUAAGAGUUCUGCAACAAAGUAGGGUAAAUCCAAGGAAAGCUAUGAAUAUUUUCCAGAGAAUGAGAAGCAACUUUGGAAAUGUAUCAUCAUCAAAAGAGAAAGAUACGAGCAAUUCACAGUGUGUAGACCAAUGGAGAAAAGAAAAUUCAGAUGUUGAAACCGCAUUGAAGCGCUUCAAAGAACUGGAGCUGCGGAACCUAGGAUUUUCCUACACCAUGCAAAAAGAUGAAGAUAACAUAGUUAGGAGUCUUUUCUGGACUGAUGCAAGGUCGAAACUAGAUUAUGAGAUUUUUGGGGAUUUCAUAUCGUUUAGCACUACCUAUAGCACUAAUAGGCAUAAUAUGCCUUUCACCCCUAUCAUUGGAAUGAAUAAUCAUGGGAGAAUCCUUGUGUUUGGAUGUGCCUUGCUACAAGAUCAGAAAGCUGAAACCUUCAAAUGGAUGUUCCAAACUUUCUUGCAUGUGAUGGGAGGGAAACUGCCAAAAACAAUCAUAAUCGACCAAGAUGAAGGUAUGGUGAAAGCAAUUGCAGAGGUCAUGCCACAAGUAAGGCCCAGGCUUUGCAAGUUCAGUGUGAUGCGAAAAGCACAGGAAAUGCUAGGAGCCUUCAUGGCAGCAAGGGGCAACAUGAAUGCAGAGCUGCAUGGCUUGGUAGACAACUCACUGACAGAAAAGGAAUUUGAAGAAGGUUGGGCUGUGCUCAUUGAAAGAUACGAUGCAAGUGAAAAUGAGUACCUCCGACUGAUGUGGAAAAUUAGGAAACGCUGGGUGCCUAUCUAUUUCCAAGCAGAUUUCUAUCCAUUUGUCGAGUCAGCUGGACAUGUUGAGAGGACAAACUUAUUAUUCAAAGACAAUGUGCUUCUUCAGGACAGUGUCGAGAAGUUUAUCGAGCAAUACGAGAGAAUACAAGAGAGCAUAGUGAAAACAGAGGAAGAGGAUACAUUGCAGCCAGCAACUGAACCGGCAUACUUCUCCAUGCAGCCAAUAGAAAGGCAUGCAGCGCGCAUAUACACGAGGCAAAUAUUUCUGAGAGUACAGAAAGAGCUAUACUGUUCUACGGCGCUCAACGCUUAUGAGAUACGAGGAGGAUCGGCUUACAGACUUGAAAAGGUCUUCAACUACAAGAACCCGGAGUUUGACAGAAACUCUUUCGAAGUGCUAGCUGAACCUGGCACCCACGUAUUCAAAUGCCAAUGCGCAAAGUUUACCAGGGAUGGGUUUUUAUGCUGCCACAUAUUCAGAGUUUUCACGCAGCUCGGAGUCACCGAAAUACCAGCGCAGUAUAUAGUGCCAAGAUGGGCCCGUGAAUUCAGAGAGGAGCGGCUGAAGGAGCAUGAGAAGAAAUGCUCGAAGAGAGCAGAAAACAAAAUGAGAUGUGCGAUGUUGUUGGGUAAAAUGGCGGGCAUUGGCAAGGGGAUAUGCAUGGACGGUGCGAAAUGCGGUGGCUUCAUGCUCGAGCUAGACAAGGUGCAGGAAAGAUUGGCGACGACGACAGAAGUAAACCCUAGGAAAUGAUUAGAUGGCAGGUAUUGCGGUGCAAAUGAGAGCUAGCGAGUUUAUUUUUCGGAUGUUUUUCUUUAUCCAGGGAGAAGUAGGAUAGUUAGCAUGUUCCGAUUUAGCAUAUGGUUAGGGACAAGAUUCCAGGGGAUGCAGGCAGGCAGUCUUGUAUGUGAGACUUGAUAUCGAUGGGGAUUGGAUACCUCCUCUGAUUAUCCAGCAUUUUUGGCCGCUGGCUGUUU
This is a messenger RNA of Hordeum vulgare subsp. vulgare (domesticated barley), 2749 nucleotides long. Its product is annotated as protein FAR1-RELATED SEQUENCE 3-like. The record is from RefSeq and is a predicted model, not a curated record. Gene Ontology annotation, biological process: regulation of DNA-templated transcription. The transcript is spliced from 5 exons. Bases 207 to 2525 code for a protein of 772 amino acids. Gene Ontology annotation, molecular function: zinc ion binding. Lineage: Eukaryota; Viridiplantae; Streptophyta; Magnoliopsida; Poales; Poaceae.